Molecule: messenger RNA, 3108 nt
Organism: Apiotrichum porosum
Lineage: Eukaryota; Fungi; Basidiomycota; Tremellomycetes; Trichosporonales; Trichosporonaceae
Gene: FAR11
Product: Factor arrest protein 11
Exons: 13
Coding region: 1-3108 (1035 amino acids)
Biological process (GO): cytoskeleton organization
Cellular component (GO): cytosol
Source: RefSeq, a predicted model, not a curated record
AUGGCCAAGCAAAAAACCCAGCUGUUCGCCUUCCGCUACGAUGACACGGACACGAUCAUGAACGAGCUCGACGAGUUCUACCCAUACAUCGAGAUUGGACACGUUGCGCAGAACGCAUCGCGCUUUGCGGGCUCGUUUGACGGCGAAUGGACGUCGGCGAGCUUGGCCAAGCGCCGCGCAUAUGUCGAGACGCAGCUCGAGUACAUCGAGAGUCCUGUGAACGAGACGCGACGUGCCGCGCAGGGCAGGUUGCUCUAUCUUCUCCAAGGCUCCUUUGCCGAGACCACGUCUCCUGAAAUGCAGCUGCACUGGAUUAUUGAGAAUGCCAAGCUGAUGCGCAGCGUCGACGGCGUGUCGACGCUCGUGUAUGGGCUGCGCGAUGCAGCAAGGCGAUACGAUGCCGCCGAUGUGCCCGACAAGCAGCCUGCCAUGCGCGAGCGCUCGGGCUCGUCCAACCUCGUCCCCGUCGACCCGUACGAUGUCCAGUCUGCCGAACUCAUGGACGUGCUGGCCAUGCUCUACUUUAUGGUCGAGGUGUUCAAGGACGACGAGACGUUUGGUGACGAGCUCAUGGCCAUGGAUCCGCCUCUCCCCCUCAUGCUCGUCGGCAUGGUCGCCGGUCUAAAGGACCGUAUGGUGCCAAAGGGAUACCCGGUGAAAAAGGUGUUGCUCCUCCUAUGGAAGACUCUCCUCGCCUGUCUGGGUGGAAUGCGUGAGGCUGCUAAAGCCAAGGCUCUGUCUCGCGAGCUGACCGGCUUGGGACCGGAGAAGAAGGACUUCACAAAGGCCUCUCCCAUGGAUAUUGCCACCUGGCGUCGUGACACAUCGACCAAGUACCCCACGUUUGCCCCACCCCCAUCCGUCGCCGACGGCGUGCCCAUUGCGACCGAGACACUUGCUGAGAGUAUCCGCCCACUUCCCGCGAGGCCAAACUACCACUCGACUGAGAUACCCGAGAGCUCGUCGUCGUCGCUUGGUAUGGGCUCCAUGCCCCAGCCUGGUACACCCGCGCCGACACCUCCUCAGUCGCCUCAGCAAAAGCCCAAGAAGCUCCAGUUUCAGACCGACCCCACUCGCCCUUUCGUCUUCCCCUACUCGCAAACCACUCAGGGGCCUCCGGCAUCGCUUGUCCCAUACGCUAUUGCCGAGGCAGACAAGCUGUACCACUCGCACGUCUUUGUCUCGCUGGGUCUGUACCAGCUGUGGCAGGCACGUGAGGACUGCAUGCGCGAAGAGCGUGGACUGGGCCAGUCAGGCCUCAUUGGAUUCUCCAAUCUGCAUCUUGACGACGAUGAGGACGAGGCCGCCGAGGAGGCGCUCCGUCGAGACUGGCAAUACGAGGAUGAGGAGCGACUUGCGCACGAGAAGGGCGACAAGGAGGGUGUCAAGCUCGCCCAUGAGAAGCGUGCUGCCGCUCGGAGACUCUAUCGCGUCGAGGUCAUUUAUAACACGGUCAUCGUCCUGCUCAAGCUCCUCUUGGCGACUGUCACGGGCACUGCAAACCAGGCCCACUUGGCCCAGCCUUUGGGUUCGCCAACGCAGGAUAUGCCUCCUAUCCAGGACAACCCCCCGCCGACCAAGGAGGAGAUUGACAUUGCUCGCCACCGUGAGAUUACGUCCAAGGCCGUGUCAGCCAUCAUUCUGCUCCUCCUCAAGUGGUUCAAGGCGUCUCACGUUCUAAAAUUCCACCACCUCACGUCCCUGCUGUUGGAUUCCAACUGUCUUGUGCUUGUGCUCAAGAUCUUUGGCCUCCAGGAGAUCUCGGCCAUGGUGCAGACCAAGAACGAGAUGCCCGACUGCAGCUUCUUCCGCUACAUCCACCUCCAUGCCAGCAAGGGCGGACCCCGUCCCGAGGAUGAGAUGCUGAAUAACAACCAGCCACAGCAGCCAACGAUGGGCAAAGAGGAUGGCGAAGAGGUCGAGCUGAUCAACGAAUACUCGUGGCGCAACUUCUUCUCAGCCAUCAACCUGGUCAAGAUCCUCCAAAAGAUCACAAAGCACCGUACCCACCGCAUCCUCCUCAUGUGCCAGUACAAGAGCUCUGCCAUCCUCAAGCGCGUGCUCCGUGUCAACCAGCCGAUGCUUCAGUUGCAGGUGCUCAAGCUCGUCAAGAGCCAGAUGCCGUACUGCGGGCGCAAGUGGCGGUCGACCAACAUGAAGAUCAUUACGAGCAUUUACCUCAACUGCCGUCCUGAAUUGAGAAACGACUGGCUCGUUGGCGUUGAGGCUGACCUCGAGGCCGAGGACGCAAUGGUCGGCAAGCCGCAGGAACUCGCCCUGCGUGCACUUAUCGGUUUCUAUAACAAGCGACACUAUGCCGCACACCUCGUGCCGACGAUGCUGGAAGAGACCCAACAUCGCCGAACUGAAUCAGGCAACGUUGCCGUGUUCGACGAGGGCCCGGCCGGCUUUGCAAACUCGCGCCGCCGUUCACGCAUCUCGUCCAUCUCGUCCGAGUCCGACCUGUUCCCUCUCUCUCGCGCCGAGCAGCUGCCGUACAACCCAGACGGCAUGAUCGAGUUCUGGAUGCACGAGUACGAGGACGUGCUCCGCGAAGUCUUUGGUGACGGCACGCGUCCCGAGCAGGACGAAGACGAAGACUGGGACGGAGACGAGGACGUUCGCCCGAUCACUGCGCCUGGUCCUGCAGAGCGCGACGACGCAGCGUGGACCCGCCUCGGGGAGCUCAUGCGUGCACGUGGCGGCCCCGACGAUGACACUAUCAGCGACAUCAGCGACUCCGAGUCGGUCGUCACUGUAGGUGAGCUCGGCGAGGACUCGCGUCUAGACGCCGAAGAGGAGGGUCGCAGCAUGUUUGCGGCCAUGCGCCAGCGCCGCAAAUCGCAAGGCGAGAACACUUGGGAGCACAUGUCCCCUACCACACUCAAGCUACUGCCGCGUUCACCAUCGGACCGCCGCCGCUCCAGCUCUGGUGGAUCGCCACUUCGCCCUGUCAUGGGUCUUGGGCCCCUGUCCGAGGGCCUCGGUGACGUGUUUGAGGACGACAGCGAGCUCCCCGGACCCAUGCCUAUCAACCCUGAGACGAGGGACGAGAUGGAACGGGACUAUGGCGCCGUGGACGAAGUGGAGUAUGCUUAUGGCGAAUGA